This is a messenger RNA of Heterostelium album PN500, 2412 nucleotides long. RefSeq names its product Putative caffeine-induced death protein 1. The record is from RefSeq and is a predicted model, not a curated record. The transcript has 4 exons. Gene Ontology annotation, biological process: RNA 3'-end processing. The coding region runs from base 1 to 2412 and encodes 803 amino acids. Gene Ontology annotation, molecular function: nucleotidyltransferase activity. Lineage: Eukaryota; Evosea; Eumycetozoa; Acytosteliales; Acytosteliaceae.
AUGUCACAGCCACCAAACCCAACCAAUGGUGGUGUCAACAAAGUGAACUCUGAUAACAAUAGAAAACAACAUCAUCAUAAUAAUAACAAUAAACAUCACAACAACAACAACAAUAAUAAUAAUAAUAAUAAUAACAACAACAAUAAGAAUAACAAUAAACAAAAUAAUAAUCACAGUAAUACGAAUAACAACAAUAAUAAUAAUAAGAAACAACAAUAUCAAGCAAAGAAGAAAUCAGCUGAUAACCAUUCAAACAACAACAACAACAACAACAGCAUUAAUAAUAUUAAUAAUGAUAAUAAUGGUAAGGUUGUAGUAUCCGAUCAAACUUCUUCGACUGGAAUUGAAAAUGGUAUACAUGAAAAUAAUAAAAUAGAACAAUUACAACAGCAACAGCAGCAGCAGCAGCAGCAACAACAACAACAGCUAAAUGAUAACAGUAGUAGUAUUGGUAAUGGAAAUGUAUAUCAAGGAAUGUUAAGUCCACAGCAGCAGUUGGAGUUCGAAUUGAUAGGCUUACAGCAACAGCAAUUGAGUAGACAGCUUCAACAACCUACAUCAUCGCUAUUCCAAUUCCCUAUGUUCUUGCCACCACCUCUGAUGUCACCUACCUCCCAACCACAACAGCCACAUAUACCAACAUCACCACCUAUCAUGAAUAAUAAUAAUAAUAUUAACAAUAUGAACAUGAUUAAUAAUAAUAAUAACCAUAACAAUAGUGGUACCACACCUAAUAUAAUGGAUUUCUUCCAGAAACCAUCUAAUAUAAAUACCACUGGUACUGGUGGUGUUGGUGGUGUUGGAUUCCUUCAACAACAACAACAACAACAACAACCAAUUAAUAAUAAUAAUAAUAAUAUAUGGCAACAACAGCAACAACAUCAACCAUAUCCUCCACAUAUGAAUAUGUCUGGUAUGCCACCGCGUAUGAUGCCAAACAUGUCGAAUUUCGGAAUGCCAUCGUUCCCACCUAUGAUGGCGCAUCAUCCUGGACAAUUCCCACCACUGUUCAACCAUCCAGGACAAUUCCCACCAUUCGGUAUGCAACCAAUGCCCUUUAAUCAUAUGGCAUCUUCACCACACAAUAUAGGCGGUGGUAGUGGUGGUAUGCAACAUUUACAACAGCAACAACUACCACACUCAAACUCACCUCUCAAUAUACCAGCUCCGACAAUGACAACAGCAGAUUACUUCCUAACACCAUCGAAUCAAUCACCGAUUAGCAGUCUACUAGCAGUGGAUAACAAUAGAAAUCAUAUGCUAUUGGAUCAUAUGAACAAUGCUAGUGCUGCGGUUGGCGUUACCACCGGUGGUAGACUACCGAUCAAUGAAUUGAAUGAGUUGCAAAUCAGUGAGAUGGCCAGUCAGUUUGGUUCGCCCAUGAAGGUAAUGAUAGAUCCACUUGCAAAGCUUGAAUCGGAAGCACAAGCCGAAGAGGUUGCCGCUGCCGAAGCAGAGGGUGAAGAGGACGAGGUCAACGAGAAACAAAAGAAGAAACUAGAGAAAUACACAAAGACUAGACCACUUAUGCCUCCACCUUCUGCUGAUCACCUAAAAGAACUAACCGAACAUGCCUAUGACAUCUAUGAGAAAUCGAAAUGUGAAGAGAAUAGAGGUCGUACUUUAUUAACUAAAUUACAAAACAUGGUAUCAAAGACAUUUACAAAGUCACAAGUUAAAUUACAUUUAUUUGGUUCAUCAGCAAAUGGAAUGUCACUGAAAGGUGGUGAUAUUGAUAUAUGUAUGCUUGUAGAUAGCUCUGAGGGUGACUCCGAUACAAUCAUUAGCAAGCUUGCUACAAUGUUGAAACAAAAUAACUUAACAAAGGUGUUGGCAAUUCCAAGUGCAAGAGUACCGAUCGUAAAGUUUAGAGAUCCAAUUCAAAAUCUAGCAUGCGAUAUAUGUAUCAACAAUAAACUGGCGAUAUACAAUACCAAAUUGGUUUCAGACUACUCUGCUAUCGAUGAGAGAAUGCGUCCGCUCGUCUAUGUGGUAAAGCGUUGGGCCAAACGAAGAAAGAUCAAUGAACCAUUCACCGGCACACUCAGUAGCUAUGCCUAUAUCAAUCUGACGUACUCGCGGGUCUUCAACUACGCCACCGAAGUCAUUAGCAUCCGCACGGGAACACAUCUCGAGAAGAGCAGCAAACAAUGGGAGUCGAUCCAAAAGAAGAGUCACUACUGCUUCUCCAUCGAGGAUCCAUUCGAAAUCACUCACAAUCUUGCCAGAGUCGUCAAACGAAGUCAACUUUCAACCAUCAUACAAGAGUUUAAUAGAGCAUAUAAAAUUCUUUCGAGAACAGGAAAUCUUCAUAUAGUUUGUAGAGAAUAUAUACCUGAAGAGUCUUCAUCAACAUCAAACAACAACAACAACAACAACAACAACAACACACCUCAAAAAACGAAAUCAUAG